AUGACAGCUCAUAUCUUUGGAGGAGUAUGGAGCCCAAGCUGUGCAAAUUAUGCCUUUCAAAAGGUAGUUGAGGAGUAUCGCAACAUUUAUUCAGAAGAAGUGGACGACUGCCUGAAGUCUGCAAAUAGUGUUGAGUCUGCUAUAGUUUUGACAAAGCAAGUUAAAGAGCUGAAUAGAAGGGGAUUUCAUCUUACUAAAUAUAUUUCUUCAUCACCAGAACUGCUGAAGCAUAUACCAAAGGAGGACAGAGGAAAAUCUUUGAUAUCUCUGCAGUUGAAUUUGGAGGAUCAAUCCACGGAGAGAGCUCUAGGUAUGCUGUGGCAUAUUAAUACUGAUUAUUUAGGAUUUGAUGUACAAGUGAUGCAUAACAGAACCAAAACUAAAAGGAAUGAGCUCAGUACACUUAGCACUGUGUUUGACCCUCUAGGAUAUGUCAGUCCAUCCAUAUUACAAACUAGGAGAAUAUUUCAGCAAUUGUGCAGACUACAAAAAGGCUGGGGUGAACCACUUCCCAUGGAACUGGAGGAAAAAUGGUGGUUAGCUGAUUUGCCAGAGAUUAAAAGGUUGAAGGUUCCCAGGUGCUUAAAUCCAACAGAUUUAACUAUAAAGAAGGCACAACAUAAUUUUUCAGAUACAUCAAGUUCUACCAUCCCAAGACUAGAACUAGCUGGAGCUCCAGAAGCUGUAAGGCUGGACAAAAUUCUAACUAAAGAAUAUGAGACACCUCUAGAAAUAUCAGUAUACUGGGUGGAUAGUCAUAUGCAUCUUGAUAUUUCAACCAAGAAUCCUAAUCGCAUUAUCAGCCUGAAACACCAUCCCACACCUGGGGCCAUGGUUUCCCUGAUCGGAGGUUCAGUGGUUAUCAUGCCCUUCCCAAGGAAGAUCCAACGGCGUAGGAUUUAG
This is a messenger RNA of Penaeus vannamei (Pacific white shrimp), 903 nucleotides long. The record is from RefSeq and is a predicted model, not a curated record. Lineage: Eukaryota; Metazoa; Arthropoda; Malacostraca; Decapoda; Penaeidae.